Messenger RNA from Sinocyclocheilus rhinocerous, 679 nucleotides. Its product is annotated as transmembrane protein 45B-like. The transcript has 4 exons. NCBI's taxonomy places the organism in Eukaryota, Metazoa, Chordata, Actinopteri, Cypriniformes, Cyprinidae. The record is from RefSeq and is a predicted model, not a curated record. The annotation marks the transcript as partial.
UAAACCCUCAAAUCUGGUGGUGAAACAGCUGGAAAAGUGGAAGAAGUUGGUAAUGUGCUAGUUCCUGAUGGAAUAAACAGUCACGAUGCUGAAACAAGACGAAGAAGAGUCGUGUGAGGAUGUUUGAAAGAAUUUAGUAAACUGUUACAGCAUCAGAUGAUAGUCUCUCUCGAGGAAAAAAAACAUCGACUCUGAGAUUUCUUCUUAAUAUUUUCAAGAAUAUACCCAUUAUUUGGUCAAUCUAUAAGGACAUUUAGGAAAUCAUGGGAAGUUUUAAAGGCCAUGCAUUGCCUGGAUGUUUCUUCCUGAUCACAGGCCUGUGGUGGGCUGCAAAGCAGACAUUUUUGUUCACCACCCGCAGGAAUAAAAGUGCUGGUGCGGGCAGACUUGCAUCUCGAGCUAUCCAACGCCGCAUAGAAAUCAUAGAAGGAGCUGUCAUUUUAUCAUUUUCUAUUAUAGGUAUGUUAGCAGAGCAGUUUUUAGCAGGUGGUCCCAAAUUUCAGCUAUAUGAUUCUUCCACUCAGCACUGGGAGCAGCUGAUGAACUGGCAGCACACCACCAUGUACCUGUUCUUUGCCAUCGCAGGGGCCAUAUCUCUCACUGUCCACAGCACAGACAUCGCCCCACUGGCCUUAGACCGGAUGCUGCUGGGUCUUGCUUUCUUUAAUGAGGGAUUUCU